AAAGUUACACUCUGAUACGCGAAAAAAAAUUUGUUUUUUUUAAAGAAAAUUCGAAUUUAUCCUGAAAGCUUUUUGCAUGGCUUCAUACGAGAAUUCUAGAAUCACGCAAAACAAGAGAAAUGCGCAUCAAAUGCUGAGAAUCUCGUAAAAUCUUUAUUCGUUUUCCAUAUAUAUCACCUACCGUAUCACUCGAGCAAUAUUUCAAAGUACGAGUUAUACCCCGCAUAAAUUCCACCAUCAACGCUUAUUUUUUUCAACCUAUACCGACAAAACUAAACCAGUAUAUUUUCUCAAAUUUAAGUGCGUCUGCUGUCCGAACACCAACAAGUUUCUGUACUUAAUCGCGCUCUAAAAUAAGAAGUUAAAGCUUGUGCUACUGGUGUCGCUGUAGAUUGUUAAACUUUGAUCCCCGCUAAAACAGACUUACAACGCAGCACAGUGUGUACAAUAGAACGAACAGCGGGUCCGCCUUGAAGAAUGCUGGAUCCGCUCGUAAAUUCGCCCAAGUCACCCUCGACCAAGAUGAAACUGCAGCCGCGGGACACGACAACGCGGGGGCAGGAGACAAGCCACGACCUCUAAAUUUUCCUUUGUAGAAAAAAAAGGAGCGAGAAAACACUGUGAGACUAGACAAAGGCGUUAUUAAUCCAGGAUCACCGGGAGGAGGACAAAAAAAAACAGAGAGAAAAGCUCGUCCGGAGGCGUAUAGUGAGGAAGGAGGGAUUAGCUCGACCGCUGUUUGUUUGCGACGCAACAACAAGCCGGCGACGUAUUAUAAUCGGGCCGCGCUCGCAACCGCGCGAAUUUGCAUUGGCCGAUGUGACGAGGGUUCAACGACGCGCGGCUCUCUCUCUCUCUCUCUCUCUCUCUUUCUCUCUCACUCUAUCGUUUUCGCACGCACUGUUAUGCAGUAGAGCGAUGGCGAAAAUCGAAAAGCUGCUGAUGCAGCUGCUGAGCUUGCUGCUGUUUGCUGCGUCGGCUAAAGCGCUCUACUUUCCCCAAUCAGAUCUGAGCGUGAGAAUACCGUACUCAGGAAACGGGAUUAGACUGAAUUCAGAUAUCAACCUCAUUACUAUAAGGACGCUGCGAAAUGAUUCGACUUCGGCAGAAGAUCCGGAUUAUCAAAUUUUGCCUUCCAAACAAAAGUUCGCUAGUCUCGAUCCCAAGAAUGGAAACAUCGUGCUGCAAGCUUUACCCAAAGGAGAAGAUGCCAAUACGGUACUUGUUCAGGCGAAAGAGAAAAGUGGUUCCGAAGCUAUCCUAGAGAUAAAAAUUCUUCCACAAGCCGUUAAGGGUGGCAAGAUCAAUUGCACCGACUACCUGCAGGACAUGUGCUUUUGGAGCAAGUCCAAGUACAGGAUUUACGAGAAUCAACCGGUGACGAUGCUGGGCACACUUGGACCCGACGUUUACAAAUCCAUUUGUCCAAAAUUUUUUGUUACCGGAUACGAACUAUCGAAUGGAACAGAUUUUUUUCAUAUCGUGGACAAUAAAAUCUAUUCCAACGAUUCGCUAGACCGCGACACACUGGAGCCUCCAAAAGGUACUGGACCACACGCAAAUGUCAACGUUAAGUGUGUUAUCUGGGAGGAAACAACGGGAAUACAGUACACCAAAGACAAGAUAAUUACUAUAGACAUCUUGGAUCAAAAUGACAAUCCACCCGUGUCACAGACUAACGGUAGCGUCGAGAUACAUUUGAAGGAUUUUACAAAGGGUGACAGACUGGAUGAAAAAGAUUUGAUAAUCAAGGAUGCUGAUGAUAUUAAUACUAAUUCGUACAGUGUUCAAUUGCUCGAUGAUGUAUUCAAUGCUUUAAAUUUGACGUACGAUAUCAUACCAAUCGAGCAUCCGAAGAAACCACUAGUUCCGUCGUCGACUGCGAUUUUCGCAAGGCUCUACUCGAAAACUACCCUUCUGCCAAAAUCACCGUAUCGCGUGAUACUGCAAGUCACAGAUGAAUCGCUGCUGCCUGGUUUUGGGAAAAACACGGUGAACAUAACGCUGUCGUUCGUCGGGCCUCGGCAUCACACCACGACGACUACGGCCUCGAUUCCUGUGAAGCAACGGAUAGACUAUCCCGAGUCGGUGCAGUUAUCGCGAGACUCCAGUCAAUACUACCGAGUAACCCAGCCUCAGCAGAGGGUCAAUUCUAAAGUCGUGUUCAGUCUGCGCGGCCCUGUGGCUUUCAACAUCACGAGCACCGGCGGCAUCGUCUUCGUUGCCAAUGCCAGCACGCUUCUCUCUAUUUCCUCGAAGAUAAGUUUACGGAUUGAAUGGCGCACCCCGGACCAGAAGCUCUCUUCUACUACUCUAACAGUCAAGAUCGUAGAUCCUACGAGUACGUGCAAACAGAAUCAAAUGAGCGUUCACUCGUGCGCAAACGCCAAGUCUGCGGGAGAAUGCGAAGGGAGAUGCGGCAUUGGCACUGGAACUUUGAACGCGAGCACAGCUGAUGCGGGCGGCUGCGUUUGGCGAUCAAACAAGGCGAAUAACAGCACGAUGACGGAAAACUACGAAACCUGCUCAUCCGAUCUGACUUACUGUCCCAAUUACAUAUGCGAUGAACUCGAACACCUCGAUCCACGAAUUUGUCCACAGGAUUGUGCCCUUGAAUCGGAGCUACGUUUUGCGGAAGUGAACAAAAACGGUCGAGGAAUACGCAGCGGCUUCGGUACUUGCUGGUGCGACGACUACAUGCAGUGCACGUGCGGUGCGAGCUUUCGCAGUGGCAGCGGUAGCUCGGGAUCCGGAAACAAGGAGGCUCGCGAGACAAGGAUGAGAAAAGAGCGUGACAGACUCCCACAGGCCGUCAGCUCGGAUGCCCGGAAGGCUACAAACAGUACGUGCGGUCCUACGUGCUUAAUUGGAAUAAUUGCUGCGAGUCUAUUCGUUCUCAUAAUCAUCGUCGGCUCGUUCAUCAUGUGGAGAUACAGAAUCGUAAAUAAGGUGCCACGUCGGAGCUGCAUGCACAGGGGGAGCGAUGCCGCUAAUGGCCUCGGAAUUUUGCCUCUGGAUUAUGUUGAUCGUGGCGACGGCCUCCUAAUCGGCUUGGAAUCCCUGACGGCCGUCAAUCGCACGCUGCUCGCUCAGAAGAGUUCCCCGCCGGACCCAAAGUGGGAGUUCCCGCGAUCGCGUCUGUCGAUCGAGCAGGUGCUGGGCGAGGGCGAAUUCGGCCGCGUACUUCGCGCCAAGGCUCAGGACAUCGCAGGCUGGCAGGGGCAGACUACCGUCGCCGUGAAGACCCUGAAGGAGGAUGCGAGUGCCUCGGAGCUGGCCGAUUUGCUCUCGGAAUAUCAGCUGCUCAAGGAGGCGCAACAUCCAAACGUUAUAAGACUGCUCGGCGCCUGCACGACCGCAGGUGGUCCGAUCUACCUCAUCAUCGAAUUUGCCGAGUUUGGCUCCCUGAGAAACUAUUUACGACGAAGCCGACACUUGGAGUCGGAGGGCCGUGUGCCGUGCUCAACUUUGCUCUUAUCCUCGUCGCCCAACAACGUGAAGCCUGUGGAUCAGCCGAGCAUCGAUCCAGUCGUGAACUACACGAUCACGCCCAGAGAUAUACUUUCGUUCGCAUGGCAAAUCAGCAAGGGAAUGGCUUACCUCGCCGAUAUCAAGUUGGUGCAUCGAGAUUUGGCGGCGAGAAACGUGCUACUCGGAGCGGGCAAGGUCUGCAAGAUUUCGGAUUUCGGUCUUACCCGAGAUGUUUACGAAGACGAUGCUUACUUGAAGCGCAGCAAGGGCAGAGUACCGGUAAAGUGGAUGGCUCCGGAAUCCUUGGCCGAUCACGUCUACACGAGCAAGUCAGAUGUCUGGAGCUUCGGAGUGCUCCUCUGGGAAUUAGUGACGCUCGGCGCAUCGCCUUAUCCCGGUGUCGACGUACACAAUCUCUACAACCUACUCAAGGCUGGAUACCGCAUGGAGAAGCCAGCCAAUUGCUCGCAUCAGCUGUACAAACUUAUGGUUUCCUGCUGGCACGACGAACCCGGAAUGAGGCCAUCGUUUAAGGAGCUUACUUGUCACUGGGAGCGUAUGCUCGAGGACGCGGUUGAGUACCUCGACUUGAACCCUCGUACAGUUCAUAACCAGGCCUACUUCACGUCACUGCAUGCUUUGGAUAGUCCUUGUUCAAGCAGUGAUUCGACUAAAAACGUCGUUAGCUAUGCCCUGAUCAACGGUAAAAAUCAGCAGCGGACAAAUGCCGUGAAUUAUAUGAGCAAGCCUUCGUUUGAACCGAUAAGCAAGUCCGACAAGGUGGAUAAGUUGGAAGCACUGUGGCACGAACCAUUGCCUUCCAGUUGCUAUCCAGAAACUGAGGAGUCCUCGCGUUCGAGCUACGUGAACGAGGCUGCAUCCGAAGCGCAUCGUCGCCAGCAACAGAUAGACGCGCACUACGAAAGCCCGAUAAAGCUGCGCCACGUGAGCGUUGCUAGCUGCAGCGAAAACGAGCUUGCACCAGAGCCCUCGACGAGUUCUGGAGGUAGGCCUCAAUCUUACAUAGACAUGCAGGCUGGGGUCAGCUGCAAGUCCAGGGAGUCGGAAGACUUAUUGCUGUCGUUCGGCAGUAUAGACACUACUACUAGUAGGGAUGACGAAGCUAUGAACGACUUUGACGUUUGAGUGCGUAUGAUGAUUGGACCGUAAUGAGCCAAUUUUCUAUGGAGUAAAGCCUAAGAUUCGCGCGAGCAACAUUUGCUAGUCUUAACAUGUGAAUUUUAAAAUAAGAAUUUAUGAGUUUAGAUUCAAUCUAGCACUAGAUCAAAAUAUCGUUUGAAGUUAUCAUAAAUGGCUAUGAUUUAAACUUCUUUUACGAGGAAGAAAUAUAGUUCAUUUUUGCGAUUAGCAAUCACACACAAAGAGCGAUUCGUUAAGAGUCUUAACACGUUAAACUUUAAACUUUUUAUCAAAAUAUAAAAAUGCACAUUUUAUUUUUAAUUCCAUGAAACCAUUUUCGAAACUUCAACACUGCGUGCUGUAUUAGUAUCAUGGAUAACUAGUGUUUAUAUACAUUUAUAUGAGAAAUUUUAAACAGUUGAAAUAUUAUACAAUUAACUAUAUCUAAAUUCUUGGUGUGGCUCAACUUGGGCAGUGCAUUCUCUCAGUAAAAAUCGUACGCUAAAUAUUAUAAUUUUGUUAUGCAAAUAACCAAAGAAUGAUUGAAUAUAUUGCAAGAGUAUAGAUAGAAAAUGAUUUACAAACUGAUGUCUUCUUAAAAUAUCAUUGAAAACAAAUAUUUUUGAGUUUUAUGAAAACGGCGAAGAUGUUAAUAUGAGAACUGUACUUUCGUUUGAUCCGCGUAUUCGAAGCUUGAUAAUGAGAUACUUUGAUCGACUUUAAACAACUUCAAAUAGUAUACAAAAUUCGUCAAAGAAAUAUUUCCAUCUUCGUGUACUAUUUUUACUCAGUUUAGCCGGAGUUCAAAGCUACGAUUUAUCUACGGCUAGCCCAAAUUAAUCAAAUUUCAAAGUAGAAAUAAAUAUUUUAAAUUGGCAAUACGCGUUAGAAAUAAUAUCAAUGCAAAUCAUUUACUUCCAAAAUAUCCUGACGUUAAACACCACCCAAUAAAGCUCAAACUUAACUUUAUAUCUUUAUUGAAAUAUUCGUUAACAAAAUCGAUCAGGAUGAAUUGUAAAAUUUUGAAAAAUAAUUUGUAAAACUUUCACUAAAAUUCGUCUUAACAAAUUUCGAAGGUGUUUCUUCGAAAUAUCAUUAAUUAAACAAGCAUUAGGUAAAAGUAUCGUGAAAAUAUGCAUUUAACAAGUUUGGCAGUCUCUAAUUGUUAUUAUUAUUUGUUAAUUGUUACUACAUUGUAAUUUUAUACUCACAAAAUGACAUCUCAAUUACGUUUAUUUUACUGUGUUAUAGCUACUAUGCAAUGUAAAUAUUGCAAUAAAAUCGGUGUACAUUUUAACUUGAUUAAAUAUAUAAUUUAAAUGCUAUAAGAACAAUGGAUGAUGAUAAUAAACGGAAUGGACCAGAUAGAAUCGCAACAGGAAACAAAUAUAUCUUACAAAUAAAUAGCAUCACUUGAUAUGAUUAGAUAAAACAGAUAAUAUACUCCACAAUAAGUGAUUAUUCCUACACGAAUUAUAAGAUACUGAUUCAACCAAAGAAAUAUAUAUAUACAUACACAUGAAUUUGAGGUGUAUAUUUUAAUAUAACAUGAUUUACAAUAAAACUUGUUCAAUGUCACCCCCACGAUGAUAAAUCGUAAUAUAAAUACACAGUAUUUUCGACAAAAGCCACUUAUUAUAAGUGUCUUCAUGUAUAAAGGUAUAGCUUAUAUUAUAAUCAUGCAACUAGUUAAAACACAAACUUGUGCAUCUAAUAUAUGCUUAAGUUUUUAUUCAUUAAAAUAAUUGAUUAUAAUACUUGGUUAAAAUAAUUAAAAUCGUAUGCGAGUAAUUUUUAUAUAUUUAAAAUGCCUUUCAGAAAAGUUUUAAUUCUGUGAUGAUUGUAAAUAUAAAUAUUAAAAUUGUAAAAUAGUUAGCUUAGCUUUAGAUUACUUACGAUUUUUUGUUAUAGAAUUAACUGCGAUUUAAAUAUACCAAUGAGUUUAUAUGAUUUAUGUUUGAUAUAGAAAUAUAAUGUCACAGAUUUUCUUAUUAUAAGCAUGAUUCGGCGAUUGAGCAUUUUUGCAUAUUUU
Messenger RNA from Nasonia vitripennis (jewel wasp), 6643 nucleotides. It is a transcript of the gene Ret, whose product is annotated as proto-oncogene tyrosine-protein kinase receptor Ret. The coding region runs from base 919 to 4617 and encodes 1232 amino acids. Gene Ontology annotation, molecular function: ATP binding; transmembrane receptor protein tyrosine kinase activity. The transcript is spliced from 19 exons. Gene Ontology annotation, cellular component: axon; signaling receptor complex; plasma membrane. Gene Ontology annotation, biological process: positive regulation of kinase activity; multicellular organism development; cell surface receptor protein tyrosine kinase signaling pathway. Lineage: Eukaryota; Metazoa; Arthropoda; Insecta; Hymenoptera; Pteromalidae. The record is from RefSeq and is a predicted model, not a curated record.